This is a messenger RNA of Parnassius apollo (apollo), 873 nucleotides long. Lineage: Eukaryota; Metazoa; Arthropoda; Insecta; Lepidoptera; Papilionidae. The record is from the annotation of a GenBank genome assembly.
AUGGUACUAUAUAAAUUAGUGUUUUCAGCGUCAGAAGUACCCCCGUGCUACACGGGCGUGUCUUGGCGCGGUGUCACAUUAGAAGAGUUUGCGGCGUGUCCAUGGUACUUGGCCAACAAUCGCCAAACGCGCAUGUUGGCCGACUUGGCCCUUGUGGGCUGUUAUAACGGCACUUUACGGCAUCGAACUUUGGACACAGAAAGGGUUCUUCUUGCGUCCGCCAAGAGAAAUCUCGCCGCAAUGGCCUACUUCGGGCUUACUGAAUGUCAGAAGAUAUCCCAGUACGUGUUCGAGGAGACGUUCAACCUGCGUUUCGCUGUACCUUUGACGCAGCACUACGCGACCGUGUCGGGUGCGACUAUGGCCGCGCUGUCGCUCGCUCAGAUCGCGCACAUCAAGCGACUCAACUCGCUCGAUCUGGAGCUGUAUGAGUUCGCUAAGAAUUUGAUGUUCAAGAGAUUCGACACGUUAAAAAAGCGGGACUCGGAUUUCGAUUUCCGAUGGAAACACCUGGGGGAAGUUUCUCCUCGUAGCGGCAGCAACUUAGAAGAUGCGAAGGUUGUUGCGUUAAAAGAGCCUGAAGUUGUGGCAUCCAAAGAGUCCAAAGCUACAGAUCCUGAUAUUGAAGCUACAAAUCCUGAUCCUGAAAAAGACUUGCAAGAAGACAGACAAGUGGGAAGAUGUCCGAAAAGAAUGAAAACAAAACAGAAGACUGCACCUGAAGAUAACAAAUUUUUAGAAGCCCUUAACAAAUCCAUCAAAAGUAGAGAACAAUUUGAGCUUGGAAGUCAAGAUGAAGACAGGUUAUUCAUGCUGUCUUUAGUAAGCACCUUAAAAAAAGUGCCUCCUGCAAAAAAAUGGCAACCAAAAUAA